AUGCAAGACUGGGUCGCUCUCCAUCGGAUUCCUCCACCUGCCGCCCUGCUCGUCUCUUGUGUUGUUUGUCGCUGCUCUACUCUUGUCACUCUGUUCUGCAACGUCUGCUCUGCACCUCGCUCUCUCGUUUCCAUUAGCCCUUUUGUCUCUGUCUUCGAGGUCUCCAUCUGUACCAAGGUUGUCUCAUACGUAGUCAGUCUGUCGAUACCUGUAUUACAUACUAUGUUCAUAUCCCCAUUGAGCUACAAGUGUAUGGAUCAAGUAAGGUGCCUUGAUAGGCGGAUAUUUUGCUUUCUCUCUCUCUCUUUCUCUUACACAUCAUUCUCCCUCUCUGUGUCUCUCUUCCUCGCUCUCUGCAAUUUCUCGACUGAUUGUGAUUCGGUAGCUCUCGUGCUUAAGUGCCCAUACCGUCGUAUUCAUCAUGAGAACAAGACUUCCAUCUACAAGUCCAUCCCUGUUGACACAAGGCGACAAGCUACUUUCGUCUAG
This is a messenger RNA of Colletotrichum lupini, 489 nucleotides long. RefSeq lists its product as uncharacterized. The record is from RefSeq and is a predicted model, not a curated record. The transcript has a single exon. The coding region runs from base 1 to 489 and encodes 162 amino acids. NCBI's taxonomy places the organism in Eukaryota, Fungi, Ascomycota, Sordariomycetes, Glomerellales, Glomerellaceae.